This is a messenger RNA of Striga hermonthica, 295 nucleotides long. Lineage: Eukaryota; Viridiplantae; Streptophyta; Magnoliopsida; Lamiales; Orobanchaceae. The record is from the annotation of a GenBank genome assembly.
ACCCCUAAAAGGACAAGGUCGAAGUUUAAUACACUGUCACCCGAGAGGUGACAUACACGCUGGCGCUGCAUAUGCAGGGCGCUGGGAUGCGUGCAUGUACCCACUCGGAUACCAGCUACAAGGUCAAGGUUUGGCCAUACACAAUGACCUGGAGAGUUUGGCGUUCGGUGAUGGCAGCGGCAGCUCUCGUGCGAGUCAACAAUCGGCCACUGCAGUUGGCCUCACGUCUCUCAGCACGGGCGUGCGGGCUCGACCACCACUUCGCGUGGCUACACCCAGUCAGGUUCGGCACUCG